AAUCAUUAAAAGGUGUAGUAUCACAUUUCAUCAGUCCGGGAUUGCCACCGAUGUGCGCACAAGUGAACAACUGAUUCAGUUGGGCAUUGAAAGAAUGCGUGUUCCAAUAUUUUUGGGGGCAAUUGCAUUCAUCAACCUUCUCAUGUAUUCAGAAUCCCAAGAGUUGGUACCAAACCGAACUGAUGAAAUCAGGCUCAACUCAACAAUUGGAUUCCCGAAUGAAACGAAGUUUGCAGAACGUUCUCUUGGGAACGCCACUUUUGCGUCAACAAACCCCUGUGCCCAUCUAAACAUUUCCGAUUGCUUUGAAUUAAUCACCAAAGCCAUGGAUGAAACGGAGCAAAUGCUUGAUUUGGCCAAUGCCACACUCAGAGGAGAGGCAACCAUUCUCCACGAUCAGCAUACCAGUGAAAAAGAUCACGAGCCUGUGGCUAAAGCGGGAAAUGGACCACAACAACAACAUUUAUCAGAUCAAAAAUCUCGUGAGGAGGACAUGUUUGUAGAGAACAAUCUGGGCUCCAUUUUCCCUUUUGCCACCAACCCGAUGGAUGCUGCCAAAAUAAUCGAAUCACAAAGUGUGAUGAUGGCAGCGCCAGCAGCGUUGUCACAAAAACAACCAUCUGACCUUUUCGAUGAAGACCAAAUAGAGUCUGAUACGAAGCGAGACCGGACACAGGAUGAGCAAGAACAGCAACAACGACAGCUUUUGCAACGGCUCCAGCAACAGCAGCAACUCCAGAGAGCAAUUUCUCCACCACAAAUGGGCAAACAAAAUUCCAAGAGGCGCAAAAGAGCUCUUCCACAAAAGGCUCAUGGUGGCAGAAGAGAAAUGGAACACCCCAAAUGGAAUUUCCCACUUGAAGUGCGCCAGAAUCAAGUCGCUUUCCAAAGGGCGAGACGAAAUAAUCACGAGGAAGAUCAAAGGCAACAACGACAGCUUUUGCAACGGCUCCAGCAACAGCAGCAACUCCAGAGAGCAAUUUCUCCACCACAAAUGGGCAAACAAAAUUCCAAGAGGCGCAAAAGAGCUCUUCCACAAAAGGCUCGUGGUGGCAGAAGAGAAAUGGAACACCACAAAUGGAAUUUCCCACUUGAAGUGCGCCAGAAUCAAGUCGCUUUCCAAAGGGCGAGACGAAAUAAUCACGAGGAAGAUCAAAAGCACCAGGAAAAGCAGGUCAAGGACAGUAAAAGGUUGGAAAAUGACUUCAAUUUGGUCAGAAUCUUGACGAACAAAGAAGAACAGGAACCAAAAUCUAGUGAAACUCAACAAGAGUUCGAGAUUACAUUGCAUACAGAAAAGUUUGAAGAUUUCCUUCGCCAUGAUCCAACGCUUCCCCAGAAAUGGAGACGAGAGCUAAAUAACACCGAGUUAAGGAAUGAAUUUGUCUACCCAGUUCUAAUGGCUGACACUUUGAAGGACAUAAAUAGCAUGCACUCUUCGCUUCGUGUGCUCAAUAAAGUGAGGCAUGAAAUCGAAGCUACUCUAAAUCCUCAUAAAAGAUUCCGACGACGGUCGAGUUUACUCGACUUUCUAUCCAACCCAUGGGAGGGAGGUGGAUUUCAGCCCACAGACUCAUUUUUGGCUCAAUGGGCCUCAGAAUUAAACGAUUUGUCAAAGUCCAAUCCAGGGAAUGGAACGCGGCCCAAAGCGGGAGAGCUGAAAAACAACACAACCAAGAAGAAUGACCAUCCCAAAGAAAUCUCGUUGGGUCCACUCAAAACAAGCAUCAAGGGAUUGGUCCUCAAAGUAAUCUUGGCAGGCGAUUCAAAUUUAACAAUGGGUCAAUUGGUGGAUGAGAAUCUCGUUCCACUUAGAUUGGCCACGAUGGAAAGGCAGGCCCAAGAGAAUAGCACCCAAGUUGGGGACAAUCAAUCGGUAACUGAGCCGUCUGCUUCCUCUACUACUCCUGGUGUUUCUCCGCCUCCGCUCACAGCCAACCCGACAGCAUCCGGUGGGAUGUGGCAAAGUGAACUGAACAACUCACUUGAGGCCUCUCAAUCGAACGCCAUUGAAAACAGCGAGAAAUUAGUAGCCAAUACCAGCUCCAACCAUGUGUCCACGAGUGCCAAUGAGACUGUACCAUUUCAAGACGUCAGCAAUCUCAAACAUUGGGAGGACGAUGGACUUGAUUUGAAACAUAUGCCUAGCUUGAUCAUGCCCGAGUUCACCUAUCAAGACGACCAGGACAGUCAGCACAUGAGCCCAGAACCAUACUUUCCAAUGAGGAUGACGUGGGAGGAGGAAGAAGACGCGGAGGAAGAGGGUGACAAUGUCUUGGAUGGUUCUUUCGAUUCAAUCACAAAAGAUUUGGAAACGCGCUUUCAAAGAGAGAACCAUUUUCUCCCCAAGACUCCACAAAACAAUCGUCGAGAUCCGAGACACAUGCAUUUCCACUUCAAUACGAACUGAGGCAUCAAAAUCAAUUUCCACCUUCAUGCUUAGAAUGCUGUUUUUGUCCUCGAUUAAAUUGCUCGGUCAUGAUUAGACACUUUCUGCGUAGUGAAGACAGACGGGAUUUAAAAGUCGAAAAAUCUAACGCGCUGCAAAAAUGCUUGAUCAUGAUUGUACCUUCUCUACUGUGCUACAGCCCCAAUUUCACAUACCUAAUAAAGAGUAAACUCAA
Messenger RNA from Tigriopus californicus, 2624 nucleotides. RefSeq lists its product as uncharacterized. Bases 95 to 2410 code for a protein of 771 amino acids. Lineage: Eukaryota; Metazoa; Arthropoda; Copepoda; Harpacticoida; Harpacticidae. The record is from RefSeq and is a predicted model, not a curated record. The transcript is spliced from 2 exons.